AUGACCCGAUUCGGAGGCUCGACCUCGCUCGCCGCGACCCUGAUUGUCCUGUUCAUGUUCAUUGCUACGGCUUUGGCAGCCACGGAGACUGUCUAUAUCACCGGCUCAGACAAAGAUGGCAACAGCAAGCAGCUUGCGGUCAAUCGCAAUCCGGGCCUAUUUACUGGCGAUUUUGGCGACUGUUUGGGAGGACAAAGUUUAUUCAACAUUACAAAAUUCGAUGCUGCCUACUACGCCGACAACAUGACCGUACAGUUCCACCUGGACGGUACCACCAAUAUUAGGAACGAAUCAUUGAUGAUGCACAUCAAUGUCGAAGCUUAUGGCGAGACAAGAUUCGAGAUGAACUUUAACCCCUGCAUGACCAACAUCGCUAGUCUGUGCCCUCUCAACGCCAGCAACCCCAUUACUGCAUUUGCAGAGUUCAGACUCACACCUGCUCAGAUCGACGGCAUUCCAUCAAUCGCCCUCGAUAUCCCCGAUUUCGAAGGUUCUGCGCGCAUUCAGAUCUUUGCAAACUCUAGUCAGACGCAGAUAGGAUGUUUCCAAGCCGUCAUGCGGAACGGCAACAGCUUUUCCCAUCCAGCCGCGAUUUCGUCGAUACUGGGCGUGUUCACACUCGCCGCUAUCCUGGCUUCUGCGGCAACCGCCAUGUAUGGUGUUAGCGUGCCUCAUAUCCGGACACACUAUGCCCAUUCUCUGUCAGUCCUGGUCAUCUUCGAGACCUAUCAGACCGUCUUUUUCUCAGGUGCCUUGUCCGUCGACUGGCCUAGCGUCCUGCCCGCCUGGUGGAGCAACUUCGGAUGGGCCGCCGGCAUGAUAUACAGCGAGAAAGUAAUCAAUUCGAUUGAUGGUUUCGCCGGCGUGACUGGUAAUGCCAGUCAGGUAGGCGGUGCAGGAUCGGCCGUGAUUAACACUGGGGGUGGUCUCGUUCAGCAAAUCUAUGGCCGCUCGCUCGACACUUUCUCGACGUCUAGCGAUGGAGUGUCCGUUCCGAAUCUUGUGCAGCGAGCGACCAGGGCCUACAACACAAGCAAUCCAUACGAAUACUAUUGGGCGGGAAACCCCGUCGCUCCGGGCAUGCCUACGCCAGGCAAGUGGAUUGGAUUCGCCGGAGACCUUUCUGCUCUCGGCAUACCGGCCGCCGAUGCUUUCACCCUCGGUCUCAUCUGGUGGUUAGUGGCCAUUGGACUGGUUGCCGUCUCCAUCGUUGCGUUCAAGUUCAUACUCGACUUGCUUGUUCGGGUAAAGCUGAUCAAGCAGGAUCGCUUCUUAUAUUUCCGCAACCACUUGGGCGGAUACCUGGCAGUCGGAGUUCUGCGCACGCUGCUCGUUUCGUUCUCCUCCCUGAUGACCCUGGCGCUAUUCCAGUUCAACAUUCGCGCGCCAGCCGGCCCAACAGCUAUCGCGGCGAUCAUCUUCAUCCUUUUGCUCAUUGGCGUUGGCGGGCUUGUUGCCUACGCUUGUUUCUUCCGUCUCCGACUCGGCAAGUAUGAAAUGGGCCCCGAUACGAUCAUGUUUGAACAGGGAAAGCUCUUUGGCUCCAUACCAGCGGUUGCAACAACGCGUGCUAGCGAUAUUGGAGAAAAGGAAACUACCGCCAAACGCUAUGGAUCGAUGCCGUUCUUCAAGAUUCGAUUCAUUGACGACGACCCCAACCGGACAACGGUCCACCAAGACGAGGUUUACAUCAAGCGUUUUGGAUGGCUGUCGGCUCGUUACCGCAGGACCAGAUGGUGGUUCUUUGCCUGCUGGCUCAGCUACCAGUUCAUCCGGGCUUGCUUUAUCGGCGGCGGAGCGCGAAGCCCCCUGGCACAAGUUUACGGAUUAUUUGUUUUCGAGAUCAUCGCUUUCAUUGUCUUUGUUAAACUUAACCCCUUAGAGGGCCAGAGAAACACUUCCGUGGCAAUCUGGAUGCUGGGCAUUACAAAGAUUGUCACUUCAGGUUUCUCUAUUGCCUUCUUGCCCGCAUUCGCCAUUGGUCGCAUCCUCUCGACUGUUUUCGGCAUUAUCAUCAUUGUCGUCCAAGGUUUCCUUAUUGUUGCGGUCCUAAUUCUCGUUGUACUGGGCGUCAUUUCAUCAUGGAUGUCGCUCCACCGAAAUCGCGAACAGUUCCCCGAAGCGCUGGACGGAAUCCGCAUCAGAUACUACGAACAUAUCCAGGCUAGAGCCACUGACCUCCCGCCGCCACCGAAACCAGAGCCGAAGGUCGAAGAGCCUCAAGAGCCACCGCAGCCUUACUUCUCAGUCAACAGCGUUCGCCGGACUCGCAAGAUUGAGGACGAUGACGAGGAAGACAAGGUUGGAGAUAUCAUUCGGCCAGCCAACGCUUCGGUGGUAAAGUUCGCCCCGGGUACUACUACCACCCGACGAACCCGGACAGAUAGUGUCAGCUCGCGAUACUCUGUUGGUAGCUUGCCGCGCCGCGCCAAAGCGCAUCGCACCUCAUGGAGUUCGGCUGAUUUUGCUGAAUGGGAUGCCAACAAUAAUGCGGACCGGCCCGCAUCAUCGCUUGCACACCGUAGCAGUUUCGGUCAUCAGCGCAAUGGCUCAUUGAGACAGGUGUCACACUCUGGAUCGCAGCCCGACCUCGGACGCUCCGUCAACAACUCGCCAGCGCCUGCAAGAUCCGUAUCGAUGACGAACAACGAGUUACGCCGUCUCAUGACUCCCACCGAAGAACUUCCAGAGGAGAGUGUAAUGACGCCCGGAAGCAUGGUCGAGCCUGAGACCAGCACCAAACCUAAUGAUACCGCCAUUUCCCCCAUCCACGAGAAAGACGAGCAUGAGGCCAGGGAGGGGAAUGUCUUUCCUGUUGAGGAAAAGAUCCAGAAGUCUUGA
Colletotrichum phormii is the source of this 2841-nucleotide messenger RNA. RefSeq lists its product as uncharacterized. Gene Ontology annotation, biological process: fungal-type cell wall biogenesis; transmembrane transport. The record is from RefSeq and is a predicted model, not a curated record. The transcript has 4 exons. Bases 1 to 2841 code for a protein of 946 amino acids. Gene Ontology annotation, cellular component: membrane. Lineage: Eukaryota; Fungi; Ascomycota; Sordariomycetes; Glomerellales; Glomerellaceae.